Messenger RNA from Plectropomus leopardus (leopard coralgrouper), 1050 nucleotides. It is a transcript of the gene mrpl32, whose product is annotated as mitochondrial ribosomal protein L32. Gene Ontology annotation, biological process: translation. Gene Ontology annotation, cellular component: mitochondrial large ribosomal subunit. Gene Ontology annotation, molecular function: structural constituent of ribosome. NCBI's taxonomy places the organism in Eukaryota, Metazoa, Chordata, Actinopteri, Perciformes, Serranidae. The record is from RefSeq and is a predicted model, not a curated record.
GAGCUGUCGCUGUGUGAUGACGUGCUAAACCUCGGUGACCGUGAGCUUCUUUGACAUGUUGGUUGAAAAAGAAACGUGCUGACAACAAACAUGAUGAAUUUAGCGGCUUUAGUGCAGAGCCUCAGAUGCUCGCUGUUACACAUUGAGAGGAGACUCCUGCAGGCGGCCGGACUGACGAUAGACAGACAGCUGGGUCCAGCUCUGGCAGUAAAUGGCCCCAGCCUCUUGCCUCAGCUCCGCAGGGAGGAGGAGCAGCAGCAGAGCCCCGAGCAGCCUGCUGGCCUCCUGGACAGCAUCCUGUGGAUGGCAGCACCCAAGAAGAGGCGCACCAUAGAGAUCAACCGCACCAGGAGGAGAGCUGAAAACAAACUCCUGAGAGUGAAGAACAACAUCGAGCCGUGUCUAGAGUGUGGCCACUUGAAGCAGAAACACAUCAUGUGUGGCUUCUGUUACGCCAAGGUGGCCAAGGAGACGGCUCGGAUUCGUAGUCAGAUACAAGCGAUGGAAGGCGGCCCGCUGAGGGCCCCGACUGUGGAGACUGUCAUCCUGUAUGAGGGUGAGACACCGAGUGAGCAGGACAAAGACAAGAGGAUUGUGGAGCGUCCCCGGAAGAGGCCGGCCUGGUUCAGUCAGUGAUGCUGAGAUAUUAAUGCAGAGUGUGGUACACACUUUGAGUUUAACACCGGUCAGACGCACACUGAUGCUUCAUAUGAUGCAGUAAACAGCAUAUUUUGUUCAGUCUGUUAUUCAGUAAAAGCAGGUGGCUGAUUGAUCAGUUUUGUUUUCAUAACUAACUUCCAUAAAGUGAUUGUUUGAUCAGCAGUGACACCAGGAGACGUGAUAAAUGCCGGCACAUCGGCCACAGUCACUUACAGCUGUGAACAUACUGAACUGUAUCAGCAAUGUGUGUGUUUAGGGCCACAAAGUCAUUCAAGUUUUGGGUAUCAGAUAUAAUUUUUUGUCAUUGUUUCAAUUGUUGUCAUAUGUUUGACAGACAUACACUUACUGUAUAUUUGAAUUUUUGAGAAUAAAUUUAUCAUUUGAAAAAAA